AUGGCCAGCGACUGUCGGUUUGUUUACCCCAACGGCAGCAAGGUGUCCACCCUCCCAUCGAGCCCGCCGCAUCCCAACCUGGGUAGCAGUGAGAGUUGGAGGGAAAGGCAGCACCAGCCAUCUCUCGUCCACAAGGUGUUUGUCAUCAUCCUCACUCACCAUGGAGAGCGCAGAGCCUGCACCCUCGCGCCACCGUGCCUACUACCGCUCCCUGCUGAAGAUGUCACGACCAUAGCAGCCUCGAAUGGCCAUGACCCGUCCCAAUCCAUCGGUUGCCAUCGCAAUCGCGAGCCAGUCCAUGGCCAGCGCAGGCAUCCCCGACCAUACAUUGCAAAAUGA
Neurospora hispaniola is the source of this 339-nucleotide messenger RNA. RefSeq lists its product as uncharacterized. The transcript has 2 exons. Lineage: Eukaryota; Fungi; Ascomycota; Sordariomycetes; Sordariales; Sordariaceae. The coding region runs from base 1 to 339 and encodes 112 amino acids. The record is from RefSeq and is a predicted model, not a curated record.